UCUGAAUGAGGAUGGCAGCAGUCCGGCCAGCAGCUCCAACCUGAGCGCCUCACAGAGGGGAGGGGGGGAUGAAUGGGAGUCAGAUUCCUGCUUGUUGUUUGGCUCAGCUCGGAAGAAAACAGCAGCUCACUUUGAACCACAUGAAUCCGAAUAAAUGUUUCAUGAGUCCGGUCCCAGUGCGGAGGAGCGACAUGGACAACGGCUGUGAGACUGGGAGACCCUAGCAAGGAAAAGAGGUAAAAGGGCAACGGCGAGGGACCAUCUGUGGUUGGUUAACAGAAGGCUCCUUGAUCCUGCAAUGCCAGAAGAAGCUAAUAAGGACGCCAUGAGAACGCCAGUGACCCCAGAGAAGGCCAACAACAACGAGUGUCCCGCAGCCCCUGCGACGACGGUCAACAUCCCCCUGGUCAAUGAAGUCCAGCUCGCGGCAGCCACCGGCGGGGCAGAGCUGUCCUGCUACCGUUGCACCGUCCCGUUUGGCGUGGUGGUCCUCAUCGCUGGCAUCGUGGUCACCGCCGUGGCCUACAGCUUCAACUCGCACGGAUCCACCAUCUCUUACUUCGGCCUGGUGCUCCUCUCGGCCGGGCUGGUGCUCUUAGCGUCCAGCGUCGUCUGCUGGAAGAUGAGACUGGAGAGGAAGAAGGAGAGGCGACGGGAGAGCCAAACCGCCCUGGUCGCGAACCAGAGGAGUAUUUUUACUUGAACUAGCAGUUUGGACGACAAGUGUCCUGGUUCUGUGAGUUGGGAAAAGGCCUGAUUUUGAGAUUGAGUUGGAGAACCAGCUGUGGACAGAUGUUGUCCAGCAUGCUUUGGAUUUCCGACCUAUAAAAGCUUUGACCGCAGACUCUCAAGGCCCAGAACUUAAAGCUUUGAAGACAUUGUAAGGGAUUUAUUUGUCAAACAGACGUUGAGCAUCUGGUGAGCCGGGAACGCAGCCAAAAGGAAUGUAUCACAAUUAAGAUGAAUUACCACUGUGCGAAGCGAUGUAGAGGAAGUCUCCCAUUAAUCCGAUGUUGGAUGCGGCGGCUUUGAUUGUGAUGGGAGGGAUUGUGGUUUGAAAAUGCCCAGGGAAGGAGAAGGAAACUGGAAAAUCCAGGACAAUGAUUCAUGCCUCAUUUACUAUGCUUCAACUUGGACGUAUCUGUUUAAUAAAGUGUUCAUCUCACAGGGAAGGAUUGUGAAUGGCCUGUUAUGGAAGUAUGGUACUUGAUAUGAGGAUUGUGUUUAAAAUCUGCCGAUAUACGUCGUUCAGAUUAGAGGGCACAUGAUAUUAUACAUAGAGAGAAUAUUUAACCGUAAAUAUAUAUUCUCUUAAAGCACUUUGAUCCUUCAUAAUCAUCAUAUUCCGUAUUACAAGACAUCUAUUAACAAAUGAAAUGAGUGACACGUCCACAACUCUGAGUAGUUUUGCCUAUGUCGGGUUUUGUUGGGUGAUGAUCACUUACUGUCCAGUGUACUUCCAUACUAUAAAAGGAUAUUAUUGUAGCAUAUGUUGUUGUUUUGAUGUAAUCAUUUGCAUGUAUUAACUGUUACCAGGACGUUAUGAGGUUCAAUAAACUCAUUGAUACACGGGAA
This is a messenger RNA of Dicentrarchus labrax (European seabass), 1575 nucleotides long. RefSeq names its product transmembrane protein 100a (gene tmem100a). The record is from RefSeq and is a predicted model, not a curated record. Bases 299 to 703 code for a protein of 134 amino acids. The transcript has 2 exons. NCBI's taxonomy places the organism in Eukaryota, Metazoa, Chordata, Actinopteri, Moronidae. Gene Ontology annotation, biological process: cellular response to BMP stimulus.